This is a messenger RNA of Polypterus senegalus (gray bichir), 8460 nucleotides long. RefSeq names its product thyroglobulin (gene tg). The transcript is spliced from 47 exons. NCBI's taxonomy places the organism in Eukaryota, Metazoa, Chordata, Cladistia, Polypteriformes, Polypteridae. Gene Ontology annotation, biological process: thyroid hormone generation. The record is from RefSeq and is a predicted model, not a curated record. The coding region runs from base 1 to 8274 and encodes 2757 amino acids.
AUGGUACUAGAUAUGCUAUUCCAUCUCUCUUUUUCUACAGAUAGCUGUGCCUCAAACACAUUUCGCAGAGCUCCGUUAACCUGUGAUCUAACACUUCAGGUCUCUAUCAUUGCAGAAUAUCAACUGGAUUCCCAGCCCUUGAGUCCGUGUGAGCUGAAGAGAGAGAAUGCCAUAGCUCAAGGAGAAGACUACAUCCCUCAGUGCCUGGAUGAUGGAAGAUACAGAAACAUGCAAUGCUCCAAAGAUGGAAACAUCUGCUGGUGUGUGGAUGCAAAAGGCCACAAGAUUACCAGCACCAAACAAAGCAGUUCAGCUGUUUCCUGUUUGUCUUCAUGUCAGCUCCACCGACAGCAGGUGUUCCAAGAUGUCGAUGUUAGCUACACCCCUCAGUGUUCAGAUGCCGGCGAGUACGAGGAAGUGCAGUGUGAUUCCUUCGCUAAGGAGUGCUGGUGUGUGGAUGCAGAUGGAAUGGAGAUAUAUGGAACUCGACAAAAUGGAAAACCAGAACACUGUCCUGGCAACUGUGAAGUAAGAAAUCGCCGUCUUCUUCAUGGCUUUGGAGAGAAGUCGCCCCCUCAGUGUAACCCAGAUGGCAGUUUUCUCCCAGUCCAAUGCAAAUUUAUCAACACAACUGACAUGAUGGUCUUUGACUUGCUUCAUACAUUUAGCAGGUUUCCAAGUCUGUUCCAGACAUUCAGUAACUUCCGCAGGGCAUUUCCUGAAGUUUCCACUUACUGUUUUUGUGUAGAUAGCCGAGGGAGAGAGCUUCCAGGUACAGGUCUUGAGUUACUGCUAGAUGAGGUUUAUGACACCAUAUUUUCUGGAUUUGAUUUGGGUCACUCUUUCACGCAGUCCAACAUGUACCGCAUUCUUCAAAGACGCUUUCUUGGAGUACACUUGGCUAUGAGUGGGAGAUUCCGAUGCCCAACUAAGUGUGAAGUUGAACGAUCCAUAGCAGCACGAGCAAACAAUACUUUUUGGCCUACCUGUAAUGAUGAUGGAAGCUACAAACCCAUGAAGUGCUACGGAACAAACUUGUGCUGGUGUGUCGACCACAAUGGAAAAGAGAUUGUUGGCUCAAGGCAGAAUGGAGGACCCUUUUGCUCUUUAGGGAAUACUGAUUGCCUGACAGAGAGAAGACAGGCACUUUCCCAAAUGUUUUUUGGACCAGUUGGUUUCUUCAGCCAAGACAACAUAUUGUCCACCCCUGAUGUGACACAGGAAAACCCAUUCAAGCUCUACAGUUUUUGCAACCCUGAGUUAAGAGAGCUUGUUCUGAAAUCAGGACUCUUGGAUGCUCUUUCUGAAUUUAACAAACCCACUAUGAAACAUGUGUUUUCUGAGGUCAUUCAAGGUCUAUUCCCAUCUACAAAACUGGCUCUCAAAGCCCUAAAACUGACCACCAAUCCAAAGAGACUUCAAGAGAAUCUUUUUGGGGGGAGAUUUUUGAAAAAUAUUGGCCAGUUCAACUUCAGUGGGGCAGUAGGUUCCAGGGGAACAUUCAACUUUGACAUUAUUUUUAAACAGGUUGGCAUGACAGCAGACGGCACAACCUUUGAUCAGUUGGCCAAACUCAUCUCCUCAGAUGUCAAGCCAAACAGUUUACAUCUUGACCGGCAAGUCAGAGAUGAGUUCGGAAAGGAUGUAAACUUGCUGACAAAUCAGAACUUAAUUAAUAUUAUUGGGUCUGUUUUGGAGAAUGAGCAGUUUUUUAUAACUUUACGCCAACUCCUGUUUUCCUUCAAGGCAGGAGAGGAGGACCAAUUAGAUAUUUUUUUCCAGCUGCUUUUCCAGAAUUUUGACACCAAUGCAUGUGAUAAAAAGGAACCUCUCUUUGUUCCUCGUUGUAGUCAGGAUGGACUUUACGAGCAGAUUCAGUGCAUGGGAAUGGAAUGUUGGUGUGUAGAUUCACAAGGAAAGGAGAUUCCUAUGUCUCGUACACGGGGGAAGAAGCCUCACUGCCCAUCCACAUGUGAGAAGGAACGUGAAAAGGCCAAGUUGUCUCUGGCUAGCCAAGCAGCAGGCUCUGAUAUAUUCAUUCCAAAAUGUGAAGCUGAUGGAACCUUUAAAUCCUUUCAGUGCUUUGGGAAGAACUGCUUCUGUGUCGACAGAGAAGGAAUGAGAUUGACUAGAGCAACAUCGAGAAAAUCAUCAAAGUGUCCUUCAGCCUGCCAGAGAGAAGCUGCUCAGCACUUUUUAAGAAAUGCAAAACUUUUAUUAUCGAAGCCCUCUUCCUUGUCCCAAAUCUCUGAUAUCUACAUCCCACAGUGUAAUGCUGAUGGAAGCUGGCGAGAUGUGCAAUGUAAUGGGCCUCCUGAACAAUCUUUUGAGUUCUACAACAAGUGGGUUAGGGAAAAUAAUGGAAACAAAGAGCUUCCGGUAAUGGAUGUCAUUGAGACAAUUAGGAAAUAUCUGAUGGUGCCAGACAUUUUUACCAGCUUUAAAGCUUUUGUCAGAGAACUGUACACCACCAGCACAUACAAAGUUUUCUCCGUUUUUUCUGACUAUGCAACCUUUAAUAAUGUGCCAUCUGAUUUCUUUAAUGGUACCAAUGAUUCCCUUUCAAACAACUCUGUGUUCCUGAAUCCCUAUUCUUUCUGGAGUCUGUUGACUGGGAAUUUCACAUCCUAUCCUGGGGACUACUCUGAUUUUAGUGUGCCUUUGAGCCACUUUCCACUCCGCCAGUGUUGGUGUGUUAGUAAAAAUGGGAAAAUGAAACCCGGAACAAAAACUCCAGCUGACAGGAUUCCAAAAUGUCCUGGACCAUGUUCUGAAGCUAGCCAGCAGGUGGCAGUGUUUCUCCAGCAAGCAGAAGAGAUCAUGCGUGUGUCCAGCACAUCUAAUGUGCCAUUUAGCUAUGGGUUUCUAUUGGCCAGUGGGCUUCAGUUCACUUCAGAUGAAAUUAUAGAUCGUGUUGGCACCCUCACAUCAGGAAUAAGCCUCUCUGAGUGGCUACUCAGUGACAGGGACUAUGCUUUUCAACUUGCUGCAUACACAACUUUUACUUUCUACAGAAAGAUGUCUUAUCAAAAUGAUGCCCUAACAUACCAGCCCUACAUGCCCCAGUGUGAUGGCCUUGGCUACUGGGAGCCGAUGCAGUGUCACGAGAGCACAGGUCACUGUUGGUGUGUUGAUGAAGAAGGAAGUUACAUCCCGGGUACACUGGUGAACCACCCUGUGAAUGUGACAUAUUGUGGAAGUCCCUGUGUCAGGGCACAAAUGAGGAAACUUCUUUCAGGCUGGAGUCUGUCCACCUCAAGAAGCAGCACUGCAGAAGUAGUGCUACUGUCUCCGUCAUGCCAAGAGAGUGGAGCUUUUUCAGUGUUGCAGGAGCAAAAUGAAGAAGGCGGUGCUGGUUGGUGUGUGCAUCCAGUAACUGGGACAGCUCUUCAACCAGCCUAUCAAGACAUACAUGGAAAUCUGCAGUGUCCUAGUUGGUGUAGUUUAUUAAAGAAGCAAUCACUUAGCAUGGAGGUGGGGACAGGCUUCAUUCCCGAGUGUCAGGACAGUGAUGGCAGCUUCUCUACAGUCCAGUGUGAAAAAGACAGGCAAACCUGCUGGUGCGUCUUUCAGAAUGGGGAGGAGGUGCCAGACACAAGGACUCAAGGACGCGAACCUUCUUGCAAGAGACCAUUUUGCUCGCUACCAUUUAAUGAAUCUGGUCUCCAUAAUGGAAUUGUACUUUGCGAAGAGAAUGACCAGGAGAAGCAGGAGUGUCACCUGGCUUGUCGACAAGGAUAUCAUAAUGUACUUAGUGAAGAUACGUAUCAGUGCAAUGUUACAUCUCGCUCUUGGGUUUUGAAAAUGCCACAUCCUUAUGCCUGCCAAAGACAGCAAAUGAGGCAGACUUUUCAUGUUAGUGCCAAUGUGCAGUUUCAGAUUUCUAAAGAGAAGACAUGCAACACGGAAAUUUCCGCUUUAAAGUUUUCUCUUCUUGAUCACAUGCAUGCAAAUGGCUUCUGUCACCUCCAGAUCAACAGCUUUGGCCGACACCAAACUAUCUCAAUUUGUGAUAACUCAACAGUGACUAUAAAGUGCAGUGGAGCAGAUCAAUUAACAAUGAUGAUAACCUGGAGGGCUCAACGCAGGAAUAUUCCCAUCAACUUUUUGCCUGACUUAAAUGAUAUUGAGAAUGUCUUCAACAGUGGAAACCUGGCUGAGCGUUUGGUCACUUUUCUUAAAAAUAAUUCUCACCUACUUUUCAUUGGUUCUGAGUCGAUCCUGGUUAAUAUCACUGUCGGUAACACUUCUGCAGUCCAGCUGGGAUGUUUACUAGGAUACAAAAUGACCUUGGGCAUUAAAGGAUGUGCAAUAUGCCCAGCAGGAACCUUUUUCAGUGGAGAUGCCUGCCUCACUUGCCCACUUGGCUCCUAUCAGGAUAAGGAAGGACACAUUUCCUGUAAAAAAUGCCCGGCAGGAAGAAUAACUGUCUUCACCGGCUCCUUCAAAGCCACACAUUGUGUAACUAGUUGUCUUGCCAACAAUUUAGGCCUUCAGUGCAACGAGAAAGGAGAAUACAAAGCAAGUCAAAAAGACAUCAACUCUCAAAAAUGGUUCUGUGUUCAAGAUAAUGGAGAAAAGCUGGAGUGGACUGAAAGUAUGAUGGCUUACACAGAGACUCAGUGCCAAGAGUUACGGAGGUUUGAAGACCUUUCUCCACGGCAGUGGACUUUGAAUGCAGAGGACUCUUCAAUUCUGUUCUCCAAAUCCUCUAAUGAUAAUAUCAGGUUUCUUCUUCCCCAGUGCAUCUCAGAAUGUACACAUAAUUAUUCCUGCGGUUAUGUUGCUGUAUUCAGUGAUGGGCCCACAGCGAUCUGUGACCUGUAUGUCAGUGAUGGAAAUAAUGUCAAGUGUACAGCCACUGAAAAGGUGAAUGGCUUUCUGGGAAAUGCGGGGGUGGAAAGUUAUCAAAGCCUGAGUUGCACAGUCAAAGUGAAGAGCAAAAUGAGAGAAGAUCUUGUAGUUUAUAGGAAAAAAGGUCAUGAAUUCACCACAGGAACCCAGAAAAUAUUUCAGAGAACAAAUUUUAGGAAGGCAGCCUCAGGAGUAUACAAGGUGGUCGCCUUUGUUGUGGAGCUGUCUGCUUUGUCUGAUGUACACCAUUUCUGUCAAGCAGCAUGCACAGAGGACACCUGCUGUGAUGGAUUCAUUCUGAAUCAGAAUGUUGUGAAUGGAGGUACAAUCAUGUGUGGGCUGCUUAGUUACCCAGAAGCCUUACUCUGCAGUGAUCAAGACUUCAACCAGAGUCCUGGAAGUAAUUUGUGUGGAAGAGAAAUAAAGUAUAAUAAAGAGAAAAAAGAAUUUGUGUUCAGCUUGGGAGAACAGAACUUUACUAUUACUGAUGCACUUUUACCAGCAGCAAGCAAGAAUGAUACAAAUUACCAGGCAAAUCUAAUCAGCUUUCAAAGAGUUUAUAUCUGGAAGGAUUCCAACAUGAAUAUGCGAUCUUCUGCUGCAGCGAACUGCAUGAAUAUCAUGUUUCAAAAUAGGGAGACCCUGAAAAUACCAGAAGAUGCGAGAGAGACUUUCAUAAUGUCAGACAGUAGUAUAUUUCAUGUGGACCCACAGCUAAAAGUUUCAAGCCAGGAAUUCUGGAUUUUUAAACAUGAAUAUUCAUCUCCAGAGUUGGCACGGCUUUGGUGUCUUACACGCUGUGAAGAAGAAGACUUCUGUAAAUUAGUAGAUCUUCAAGACAGUGACCCUUCCUAUUUCACUUGUACUUUGUAUCCGGACACUCAGGUCUGUGGUUCAUACAGUAAAUCCUCCCGGGAGUCCUGCAGGCCCGUACUUCCUUCCCAACCACAAACAACUUACAACAAGAAAUUGAGUCUAAAGGGAAGUGUUAAAAACUUCUACAGCCGUCUGCCUUUCAAAAAGCUAGUGGCAUACUCAGUGCGACUUAGGAUCAAUCAGACUGGGAAGACUCUUUCUGAAGGGUUUUUUGAAUGUGAACGGCACUGCGAUGAAGAUUCCUGCUGUAAGGGAUUUGGGUUCAUUAAGGAUCUUCAGACUUCAGCAAAGGAAGUGCUCUGCCUGAUUCUGAACAGCAUUGGAGUUCAGACUUGCCCUGAAAGUGAGCAGUCCAGCUGGAGGGCUUUACCGUGUGAGGUUUCCAACAUAGAAUCUGAAAUUUAUCCAUUUGGUUGGUACCAAAAACCAGUAAAUCAGUGGAAUCACAUUGCAUCAAUGUGUCCUCCAUUUACUCUUCCUUCUCCAUCCUUUAAUGUUACUGGAUUCACUUGGAAGCGUCUGGAGACAUCUUCCAUUUUAAUUGACCCCAACCUCUCACACUUUGACAUUAUACAUAUAAGCAAAGACCUUGUUGAUAACCUCACUACUGUUAAAGAAUGGUGCUUGUCAGCAUGUACAUCAUCCCCAUCUUGUGUGACUGUCUCCCUGGAUAUGAAGCAGCCUGCCUUUCAUUGUGUUCUGUACCCUCAGACACAAGUCUGUAUUCCAAACUCACAUUUCCAGCUGGAGUGUAAAUCUCUGCUGAAGGAGCCUAGUGAAGAAGUCUACUAUAGGACAGUGUUGGAUCCACCCCUGACAUCAGUUAACAUCACAUCUCAUGGCACAUUAAUUGGACGGUCCCAGAUGGUACCAGUUGGCUCAGACUGGAAAACAGUCGGUCAGUUUUUGGGAAUCCCAUAUGCUGAGCCCCCUACAGGAGUGAAUAGGUUCACCGGUCCACAGCCUCCCAAAUGGAGAGGGAUAUGGAAUGCCUCAUUUAUUCGGCCCAGUUGCUUACAGCCUGGAGAUCAGAAGGACCAACUUCUCACUUCAGACGAAGACUGCCUGUACUUGAAUGUAUUUAUGCCCAGCAAUACUGUAAGAAAUUCUUCAGUCCUUGUUUUCUUUCACAAUCCUGCAAGAGAGCUGAAUGGAGGGAACAAUUUAAUAGAUGGUUCUUACCUGGCAGCACUCGGCAACAUUAUUGUUGUAACUGCAAACUUCAGAAUUGGAGUGUUUGGAUUUCUUACCACAGCAUCCACACAGGCAAAUGGAAACUUUGGCCUCCAGGAUCAAAUUGCGGUCCUAAAAUGGGUUCAAAAGAACAUUGCCAGUUUUGGUGGUGAUCCUGGAUCAGUGACGCUGGCCUCGGAUCGAAGUGGAGCAGAUAUUGCUGGAUUGCAUCUGACAUCAGUGAUGAGCACCAACCUCUUCCAAAGAAUUCUCCUCAUGGGUGGUUCUCCCUUCUCUCCAAGUGCUGUCAUCAGCCUAAAUCAAGCAGAAGAAAGGGCCAUCACUCUGGGGAAAGAAGUUGGCUGUUUCACUUCAUCCUCCAAGGAGCUUGUUUCCUGCCUAAAAGAUGUGCCAGCUGUUCAGCUGAAUGAAGCACAGACUAAACUGUUGGCAGUCAGCAGCCCAUUUCAAGCAUGGGGCCCAACUGUUGACGGAAUAACUGUGCAAGAACCACUAUCAGUGGCUUUCCAGAAUGGCCGCUUCCAGAAGGUUGACCUGAUGAUUGGCACUUCAUCAGAGGAUGGUCUUAUUAGCAGAGCAAAGAAAAUCAAGAAAUUUGAAGAGCUUCAAGGGAGAGUCAACAGUAAGACAGCAUUUUAUGCAGCUUUGACAAAUGCUCUGGGUGGAGAGAAUAACAACACUUUCGUCCAUGAUGCAGCAACUUGGUUUUACUCAAUGGCCCAUUCUGUGACACCCGCUGGCUACAACCUCUUCUCACGGGCCUUAGAAAAUGCCACACGGGACUACUUUAUUUUAUGUCCAACAAUACAAAUGGCAAAGUUUUGGGCAGAAAAAACCAGAGCUAAUGUUUUCAUGUAUAAUGUGCCAGAAAGUGUUUCUCAAACCAGCAUUGACAUCCCUGUGACGCUGGACCUGCAGCUGGCAUUCGGCCUGCCACACAGUCCACAAACCAGGCACCUGUUUAAUGCAAUGGAAAGGCGACUCUCAUUACAGAUGAUGCUCUACACUUUACAUUUUAUUAAAUCAGGGAAUCCAAACUAUCCAUACACUUUCAGUAAAAGGUCCUUUAGCGACUUCUUGCCUGCCUGGCCUGCAUUUGUGCCUCAUCCAAACGGAGAUAACUUCAAAGUGCUUGAUGACUCCCUUAACAAUGGCAAAGGUCUGAGGAAAGCUGAGUGUUCCUUCUGGGCUGAUUACAUCCAAACCCUAACGACUUCUACUAGUAGGCUCAUCAAGACUGAACUGGAUGUCGAUGAUAUAAAUCCAACAGGUGGAUCACCAUCUUCUAGUAAUUUCCAGGCUCCAAUCACAAAGAAGAAAGGUGAUUUGGAGAAGGAUGCUUACAACUAAUUGUCGACUCUUUCUGUGCAGAUUCAUGUAUUCACGGUAGAAAGUGAAGCGAUGGCAAUGUUCCUUAGGCUUUUCUUCACAGAGCAUCUCGUCUGUUUUUGUUAAUUGUCGUCUUAUUCUCAUCAAUGUACAAUUAAUUAUACAUCAGGAGCAGCCUGUCUGUAAGACAAUCAAUAAAAACCUGCA